Messenger RNA from Eruca vesicaria subsp. sativa (arugula), 986 nucleotides. The record is from the annotation of a GenBank genome assembly. Lineage: Eukaryota; Viridiplantae; Streptophyta; Magnoliopsida; Brassicales; Brassicaceae.
AUGGAGGUCACAAAAACUAGCAGAAAGAAGACUAACGGUAAUGUAGGACGUCUGGAUCUCAAUGAACCCAAGAGGAGGAACCAAUACAGCUUUUUGAAGUCUAUAAAAGAGAAUGAGAAAAUGGUAGAGGAGAUGCAACAACAAAUGCUUGAAAUCCAAAGAAAAAUUACAGAGAAAAAGAUAUAUCAUGAAAAAGCCAUCUCUACACUGAAAUACAACAUGCGUUCCGGAUGGAUUUAUAAUGAAAAAUGGGCAUGGAUAGAAGAUGACCAGUACACUUACCAAUCAGAUUGUCUUAAGAAGAUGGAGCUAGACAAGUUAACUUUCGCUAAUAACGCAUAUCGUGACAAGAAAGCUGUUGUAUCAUUCUCCUCCGGGAAACGAGAGAUUAACAUCCAUAACCUAAACCAUCGGAUGUUACACGAGGCAAAAAGCAUGGAUGGUGAGAGAGGCCUCUUCAAGAUGCUGAAUCCAAGUGAAGAUGAGUUUUCUAUUAAACAAAUUGAAGAUCAGAUGUGGAAGUUACAAAGGUGGAUACAAUGGCCAGAAUAUAACAAUAAUCCAGGGACAAUGGAUAGAGAAGAAUGUGAGAGAAAGGUAAAAGAACUUGAAUGGGAGAAACAUCAAGGAUUUGUUAAUGCUCCUUGUAAAGCUUCUCUAUGGAAUUCAUUACCUUCUACCAAAGCCUUGCGCAACCAGAUCCAGGCUAUGGAGACAAGAGAUGAAGAAAAGAGGAAAAUGGUUUUGGUAAGAAGAAAGAAGAUAGAGUCAAAGGAAAGAAAGAUAAAGAAGGCUGAGAAGGAGAUCAAGUCUAUGAAUAAAAUGAUGGAGAUGAUUCUCAGCAGGAAGCAGAGAGCUCUGGAAACCAUUUCACACCAAAACAGUUGUCUAGUAAAAUAGAACCACAAUUCUCUAAUUGUUUAUACUCUUAUUGUAAAACUUUAAAUUUACAUUAAAAAAUAAUAAAUGAAAGUUGGAAUGUCUAA